AUGAGGAAAGAACAAAACACUCGACGGCUCAAUGUGGCAGACACUGAAGAUGCAGAGGAUGAUGAGGCUCACAUAUACAUGGUGAAGAGCUCAGGUGCAGUUCAAGGAUGUGGAAAAAAAUGGUUUGCCAAUAUCAAGAUGAACGGAGUGUUUCAAAGAUGCCAGCUGGACACGGGCGCGACAUGCAAUGUGAUGAGCUUAGCAGACAUGAGGAGGCUGGCGCCCGGGACGAAACUACUGCCCAGCCAAACCAGGUUGGUUCUGUACUCUGGCCAAUCAAUUCGCUCUUAUGGCAUUUUCAAAACGGAGAGUGUAGUGAAAGGGAAAGCCCAUGAGCUGACAUUCGAGAUAGUAAAGAGCAGGCAAAGGCCGCUGCUGUCGGGUGACACCUGCGAGCGACUCGGGUUGGUGCAGUUCACCAUCCCAGAGGAGCUCCUAGUGGUAGGGCAUAGCAGCCCAGUGCCACUAACCAGACAGCACUUCGUGCAGACUUACAACGACGUGUUCAAUGGCCCAGUUGAAUCACUCCCAGGGGAGGUUCAUUUUGAGCUAGACAAAAAUGUACCUCCGGUGCAGGCUUCCCCACGCAACGUGCCAGUGGCGCUAAAGGAUGCGUUCAAGGAACAGUUGGACAAGUAUGAAAGAGAGGGUCACCUGGUCUCUGUGUCAGAUCCAACAGAGUGGAUUAGCAACAUGGUAAUUGUCAGACAGCCAGAGAAGCUGAGGAUAUGCAUAGACCCCAAGGCACUAAAUGCUGCGUUGAAGAGGUCGCAUUAUAUAAUGCCGACACUCAAGGAUGUGCUACACAAACUGCCCAAGGCUCGCAUUUUCACCCUUGUAGAUGCACGUGACGCUUUUUUGCAGUGUAGACUGGAUGAAGAAAGCAGCUACACAACCACUUUCUGGACACCCUGGGGCAGGAAACGCUGGUUAAAACUGCCAUUUGGAGUGUCAGUGGCCCCAGAAAUAUACCAGCUAAAGCAGCACGAGCUACUAUCGGGGCUCAGCGGGGUGGAGCCAAUCGCAGACGACAUACUCAUCGUCGGCUGUGGAGAGUCGGAUGAAGAGGCCAUACAGGACCAUGAUGCAAAGCUAAUAGCACUCAUGGAGAGGUGCAGGGAGGUCAAGCUGCGGCUGAGUCUAAAGAAAUUGCAGUUCAGAGUCAGAGAAGUCAGGUUCCAUGGGCACAUUCUAUCGGCAGACGGGCUCAGAGCGGAUCCAGAGAAAAUCAGGGCAGUUCAGCAGAUGCCACACCCCACAGAUGCCAAGGGGGUCCAGCGAUUCAUAGGCUUCGUUACAUACCUGGCGAGGUUCAUGCCACGGCUCUCUGAGAUAUGCGAGCCCCUACGGAGGCUGUUGGACAAAGACGUCCCAUGGCAUUGGCUACCCAAGCACGAUGCUGCAGUUGAGGAGAUCAAGCACCUCAUCACCACAGCUCCAAUCCUCAAGUACUAUGACAUGGCCAAGCCAGUGACCAUACAGAGUGAUGCGAGCCAAAAGGGCCUUGGCUGCUGUCUGUUCCAGGAAGGCCUGCCAGUGGGGUAUGCGUCAAGAGCACUGACUCAAGCGGAACAAAAUUACACACAAAUCGAAAAGGAGUGCCUGAGUAUCGUCUUUGCAUGCCAGCGCUUCCAUUAUUACCUGUAUGGCCGUGGGGAGAUCACGGCAGAAACCGAUCAUAAGCCACUCAUUGCCAUCUUCAGUAAGCCCCUCCUUACUGCGCCCAAGCGGCUCCAGAGCAUGCUGCUCUCACUCCAGAACUACAACCUCAGGGUUGUGUACAAGCCAGGGCCAGAUAUGCAUAUUAGUGACACAUUAAGCAGAGCCACGGCCUCACCACAGGGGACAGACACAGAGUACAAUAGACACACGGUCUGCAGCCUGCAGAGGGUGCAGGAUGAUGCACAACAUAUCAACCAGGCAGGCUAUUUGAAUGUCACCAACCGGCGCCUGACUCAGAUCAGACAACACACUGCUGCGGACGAAACCCUGCAAUUGUUGACAGCGGCAGUGCUACAGGGAUGGCCAGAGCUGAGGGAGGACACGCCACUGACCAUCAGAGAAUACUGGACGUUCAGGGACGAGAUCAGCGUGCAGGAUGGAGUACUUUUCCGGAGCCAGCGGGUGAUCAUCCCAAAAUCAUUGCGUGCAGAAAUGUUGACGCGCAUACAAGCCAGCCAUGUGGGUGGAGAUGCCUGUUACAGGCAGGCAAAGGAGACACUGUAUUGGCCCAACAUGCAAGGUGAGAUCAAAGACCAUGUCAGCCAGUGCUCAGCAUGUAAUGAAUAUGCACACGAGCAACAGAAAGAGACGAUGAUGUCGCAUGCACUUCCAACAUGGCCAUGGCAGAUCCUCAGCAUGGACUUAUUCAAACAAGCAGGCAAAGACUUCUUGCUCAUGGUUGACCACUACUCAGACUUCUGGGAGAUUGAACUGCUCCCAGACCUCUCAUCUGAAACCACAGUGCGGAGAUGCAAGGCACAGUUUGCUCGACACGGACAGCCUGAUCGAGUGAUAACAGACUGCGGUCCUCAGUUUGAUUGUGAGACAUUUAGGAGGUUUGCAAGAGAAUGGGACUUUGACCAUGUCAAGUCUUCACCAAGGCACCCGAAAUCUAAUGGCAAAGCCGAGUCAGCUGUGAAGAUUGUAAAAAACUUGUGCAAGAAGGCAGCUAGUGCGGGUGGUGACCUAUGGUUGGCCAUCUUUCAGUGGAGGAACACACCAACAGAGGGCAUGCAUAGUAGUCCAGCACAGAGACUGAUGUCUCGAAGACUAAGAACCCCACUACCUGUCACUGACACACUUCUUGGGCCAAGGGUGGUCACUGGAGUUCCAGAGCAGCUGAGGACAAAACACCAGACAGCCAAGUUCUGGUACGACAGGGCGGCCAGGGACCUUCCUGAGCUGUGUAUUGGCGAGGACAUAAGGAUGAAGCCCCUGCCUGGAGACAGGACCGGUAAAUGGAGGCGGGGAGUUUGCCUGCAACUAGUCGGUCCCAGGUCAUACCUCAUGGACGUCGAGGGGACCCUUUACCGGCGCAACCGUGUGGACCUGCGGCCAGCAGAAAGAGUAGUGACCAGCCCUGCUCCUGGGCAACAGCAUAUGCAGCACAGCAGCCCAUCCGUUAACCGACAACCUGACAUGACGGAUCACAACACUGGUGGUGUCACGGGGGUCCAGGAAGUCACUCCCGUCAGGCCACUCCGGUGA
Messenger RNA from Neoarius graeffei (lesser salmon catfish), 3210 nucleotides. RefSeq lists its product as uncharacterized. Gene Ontology annotation, molecular function: nucleic acid binding. The coding region runs from base 1 to 3210 and encodes 1069 amino acids. Gene Ontology annotation, biological process: DNA integration. NCBI's taxonomy places the organism in Eukaryota, Metazoa, Chordata, Actinopteri, Siluriformes, Ariidae. The record is from RefSeq and is a predicted model, not a curated record. The transcript has a single exon.